Messenger RNA from Daucus carota subsp. sativus, 573 nucleotides. Its product is annotated as dirigent protein 22. NCBI's taxonomy places the organism in Eukaryota, Viridiplantae, Streptophyta, Magnoliopsida, Apiales, Apiaceae. The coding region runs from base 1 to 573 and encodes 190 amino acids. The transcript has a single exon. The record is from RefSeq and is a predicted model, not a curated record.
AUGGCUAAGUUAGCUCUGCUUUUCAUCUUCUGUGUGGUGGUGGCCGCGGCAUUGCCAGUGUUUUCAAGCAAUGGCCAAGGGGCAGAAGAUCUGGAGAAAUGGUUCCGAGGAAAAGGACAAAACACGGAGAAACUUACCAAACUGCAUUUCUAUUAUCAUGAUCUGCGCGGUAAAACCUCUGUUCUUGUGGCUCAGCAGCAAAACUCCAGCCCUAAGUCACCAAAAUUCUUCGGCAUGACUAGUAUCAUGGAUGAUCCUUUAACAGCUGGACCAGAGUUCAAGUCGAAGCUCGUGGGGCGAGUCCAGGGUCUGUUUUCCUCCUCUGCCAUAAAUGAACCAAGUCAUUUACUUUGUGUCAUGAACUUUGUGUUCACAGAUGACAAGUACAAUGGUAGCACUCUCACCGUUGUAGGCUAUAAUCCGACUCUCCAGAAGCACCGUGAGCUGCCUGUCGUUGGGGGGACUGGUGUUUUCCGCCUUGCACGUGGGGUGGCGCAGCUGAAAUUCUUUUAUUUUGAUGUUCCUGGUGGAAAUGCUACGGUUGAGUAUAAUGUUAUAGUUCAACAUUAUUAA